This is a messenger RNA of Gymnodraco acuticeps, 685 nucleotides long. RefSeq names its product early lactation protein-like. The transcript is spliced from 3 exons. Gene Ontology annotation, molecular function: serine-type endopeptidase inhibitor activity. Lineage: Eukaryota; Metazoa; Chordata; Actinopteri; Perciformes; Bathydraconidae. Bases 164 to 559 code for a protein of 131 amino acids. The record is from RefSeq and is a predicted model, not a curated record.
UGCUCAACCAGGCCAUUACACAAUAGGUUGAUGUUUUACUCACGUAUUUAUUUUGCCAUUAGUCAUUGGUCAAUGCACUGCCUGGGCUGAAAUAAGGAGAAUAAGAAGGGGGCUAUAUUUCCAUCAAUUCUUGAAGAGACAGCUGGACAUAAAGACAGACAUUAUGGAGAAAAAAACGAUUGUGUUUUCUGUGCUACUGCUGCUGCUGGGGUGCAUGUGGACCAUCCAGGCAGACGUUGAUGAGGAUGAGGUGGAGAAACCUGUGAAUCCGACUGUGGAUCAUGCACACAUGGAAGACUUCAAUCUAACUCUGCUCUUUUCAAGUAUGCCCAAUAGAACCUUGUUCAAUACAAUAGAGGACUGUAAAAAAGCACCAGAAACAGGUCCUUGUAGGGCAUACAUGGAAAGGUACUUCUACAACCCCUCCUCAAUGACCUGUGAGAUCUUCACCUAUGGCGGGUGUCUGGGCAACCUGAACAACUUUGAAGAUAAGGCUAAGUGUAUGGAGAGCUGUCACACUGCAGAAGAUGAGGAUGACACAAAAGAUGGGUCUGAUUAAUUGUCCCAUGUUGCUUUGAAAACACACACCAAUUUAGACUGCAGCUGCCAAGUGUUAAACACUGUGUGAAUGUUCUGUAUCAGCUUUUGGACUGUCUGUAUCACGAUAAUAAAGUUUAACAUUUUA